AUUAAAAUGUUGUUAGGCUGUUUGUUACAUGUACGCAGUACAGUCUUCCACAACUGUACUUCACGUACAUAUAAUGGAUCUAGACGUAUACUCGUAUUUUUAAAUAAAAAUUAUGGCCAGUCACUCAGAUCCAAAACUACAUCAGGCUCCCCAGGAACUGUUCCUGUCCCAAAGACCGGGAAAAAAUCAGACUUUCUCCGACUGCUAUCUCUUGCGAGACCAGAGGCUUACAGAAUAGCAGGUGCAAUGGGACUGCUUGUAAUCUCCAGUGGUGUCACAAUGUCAGUUCCGUUUGCAUUUGGGAAGGUUAUAGAUAUAAUCUACAGCAUGGACCAGGUCAAAACUAUGGCGGAGCAGAAAGCUGAGAUCCGUGAACGGUUAAAUUUCGUCUGUAUGGUGUUGGCCGGCGUGUUUGCGGUCGGAGCAGGUUGUAACUUCGGCAGGGUUUACCUCACAAGGGUUGCCGGUCAGAACAUUACAGCUAACCUUCGGAAUAAGGUCUAUUCUUCAAUUGUACAGCAAGAAGUAGCUUUCUUUGAUAAAACAAAGACUGGAGAACUUAUUAACAGAUUAUCUGCUGACAGUCAGCUGGUAUCACAGACAGUUACACAACAGGUAUCUGAUGGACUUAGAUCUAGUUUUAUGACCUUGGCUGGAGUAGGAAUGAUGUUCUAUAUGUCCCCUCAGCUUGCAUUUGUUGGGCUAGGAACAGUGCCUCCUGUAGCCCUCUGGGCGGUGUAUAUGGGGAAGAAGGUAAAGUCUGCGAGUAAGAACGUUCAGGACUCCCUCGCGAGUGCCACAGAGAUAGCAGAGGAGAAAAUAUCAAACAUCAGAACUGUCAGGAUAUUCGCCAAGGAGAGAGAAGAGAUAAAUGCGUACAAACAGCGUAUGGACAAGGUCAUACAAGCGUCAGUAAAAGAAGCUCUUAUUCAGGCCAAGUUCUUCGGUAUGACAGGGUUGAGUGGAAAUGUGAUAAUUCUAACUGUUCUCUACUACGGGGGAAGUUUGGUCACCGAUGAUCUGAUUAGUGUUGGAAAUCUCACCUCUUUUAUCAUGUAUUCAGCGUAUGUUGGAAUAGGUUUAUCUGGUAUUUCGACCUUUCAUGCGGAGAUGAUGAAAGGACUUGGAGCCAGUUCAAGACUUUGGGAACUAGUUGAUAAAAAACCCAGUGUUCCUUUAGAAGGUGGUCUAAUUCCGUCCAAGGGUUGCAAGGGAGACAUUCGCUUCAGCAAUCUUCAUUUCUCCUUCCCAAGUAGACCAAAUUCUAAAAUAUUAAAUGCGUUAAACCUACAUAUUCCAGCGAACACUAUAGUAGCAGUUGUUGGACCUUCAGGAUCAGGAAAAUCUACUUUGGCCAGCUUAUUGUUAAGGUUGUAUGAACCCCAGGAAGGACAAAUUUUUCUAGAUGAUAAAAAUAUUCAAGAUUUAGACCCUUCUUGGCUGAGGCGAUAUAUUGGAACUGUUUCACAAGAACCGAUUCUUUUCAAUACAUCAAUCAAGGAGAAUAUUCUGUAUGGAGUGGAAGAUGUCUCUACUGUAUCCGACCAGGAUGUUGAAGCUGCGGCUAGGGAAGCAAAUGCUCAUCAGUUCAUCUCAAAUUUCCCCUCAGGUUAUGAAACUAUGGUUGGGGAGCGUGGAAUAAUGCUGUCUGGAGGACAAAAGCAGAGGAUUGCUAUUGCUAGAGCUAUUCUCAAAAAUCCGUCUAUAUUGCUCCUUGAUGAAGCUACGAGUGCCUUAGAUGCAAUAUCAGAACAAGAAGUUAAAAUUGCUCUAGACAAAAUUAUGAAGGGAAGAAGUGUGAUUACAAUUGCUCAUCGUUUAUCAACAAUAAAGAACGCGAAUCUUAUUGCUGUGUUAGACAGGGGGCAGGUUGCUGAGCUUGGCAGUUUUGAAGAAUUGAUGAAAACUAACGGAACAUUUAGGUCUUUGGUUGAGCAGCAAAUGAAAGGGUUUAAGUAGAGUAUUCAGCUCAAGAUCUACACAUUUAAACAAAACAAGAAGCACUAUAAGAGUAUUAAUUUUAAAUGUUGGACUAAAAUACACAGCAUUUGGGAA
Molecule: messenger RNA, 2055 nt
Organism: Eurytemora carolleeae
Lineage: Eukaryota; Metazoa; Arthropoda; Copepoda; Calanoida; Temoridae
Product: ATP-binding cassette sub-family B member 10, mitochondrial
Exons: 24
Coding region: 7-1959 (650 amino acids)
Biological process (GO): transmembrane transport
Cellular component (GO): membrane
Molecular function (GO): ATP binding; ABC-type oligopeptide transporter activity; ATP hydrolysis activity
Source: RefSeq, a predicted model, not a curated record